Penicillium subrubescens is the source of this 4263-nucleotide messenger RNA. RefSeq names its product cleavage/polyadenylation factor CFT1. The coding region runs from base 1 to 4152 and encodes 1383 amino acids. The transcript is spliced from 7 exons. Gene Ontology annotation, cellular component: nucleus; mRNA cleavage and polyadenylation specificity factor complex. The record is from RefSeq and is a predicted model, not a curated record. Lineage: Eukaryota; Fungi; Ascomycota; Eurotiomycetes; Eurotiales; Aspergillaceae. Gene Ontology annotation, molecular function: protein binding; nucleic acid binding.
AUGCAGUGCUAUACUGAGCUGCUGCCCCCAUCUGGGGUCACUCAUGCAUUGGCAGUCCCAUUUCUGUCUGCUACAGCCAACAAUUUGAUCGUGGUUCGAACUUCCCUCUUGCAGGUGUUUUCUUUGCAUUCAUCCCCUGCUCAUCGGCUGGCAGAGAAUGCCGAGACCCACCCAACAACAUCAUCUCACACAUCAGGGACGAAGCUCAUUCUGGUAAAAGAAUACCAACUGCCUGGAACAGUGACAGAUCUGAGCAGGGUGAAAAUCUUGAACUCCAAGAGCGGUGGUGAAGCUAUCCUCGUUGCCCUCCGCAAUGCCAAGCUUAGUCUGAUUGAGUGGGAUCCCGAGCGCCAUGGCAUUUCCACCAUCUCGAUUCAUUACUACGAGCGCGAUGAUCUGACUCGGAGUCCCUGGGUGCCAGAUCUCAGCACCUGUGGCAGUAUCCUCAGUGUGGACCCAAGCAGUCGGUGCGCAGUGUUCAACUUUGGAGUCCGUAACCUUGCAAUCUUGCCUUUCCACCAAGCGGGAGAUGACCUGGUUAUGGAUGACUAUGACUCGGAUCUUGAUGGCGAACGACCGAAUCAAGAUGCAGGUGCCACCAAAGGCAAGGAUGGUGCGGCAUACGGAACACCUUAUGCCGCCUCCUUUGUGCUGCCACUGACAACAUUGGACCCUUCAUUACUGCACCCCGUCAGUCUUGCCUUCCUCUACGAGUACAGGGAGCCGACAUUUGGCAUUUUGUACUCCCAAGUGGCAACCUCCACUGCUUUGGUUCAUGAAAGAAAGGAUGUGAUGUUCUACACAGUCUUCACAUUAGACCUCGAGCAAAAAGCUUCAACAAUCCUUUUGUCAGUCUCGAGGCUACCAAGUGGUCGCACUCCCACCCCCGUGGGAGGAGCCCUGCUUAUUGGCGCAAAUGAGAUCGUGCAUGUUGACCAAGCAGGCAAAACCAGCGCUGUGGGAGUGAACGAGUUCUCGCGGCAAGUGUCUUCGUUCUCGAUGAGCGACCAAUCGGAUUUGUCCUACCGCUUGGAAGGCUGUGUGGUGGAGCGACUGGGUGGUGACAGUGGCGAUCUUCUUCUAGCUCUUGCGUCUGGAGAUAUGGCAUUGAUCAGAUUCAAGCUGGAUGGUCGAUCUGUGUCUGGAAUGACGAUUCAUCCCUUACCAGCACAGGCAGGUGGAGAACUUUUGAAGUCGGCUGCUUCAUGCUCGACAUGCUUCGGCGACGGCAAUAUCUUCAUCGGCAGUGAAGAAGCGGACUCUCUCCUUUUAGGAUGGUCCCACGCGUCAGCAUCUUCCAAGAAAAAGCAUGUUGUCAGUGGUAUAGAGGACCUUUCAGAUGAUGAUCAGAUGGACGAUGAUGAUAUUUAUGAAGAUGAUCUCUAUUCGACCGCGCCGGACCGGCGUACGACUUCUGGAAUUUCAACUGCGGAGCUCUACAACUUCCGGUUGAACGAUCAACUGUCUUCAAUUGGUCCCUUACGAGAUAUCACACUGGGUAAAUCCUCUCAGCUCUCCAAAGGUGAGAAACAGCCGGACAAUGAAGCUGUUUCCGCAGAAUUAGAAUUGGUCGCAUCACAAGGAUCUGGCAGAGCUGGUGGGUUGGUCGUCAUCAAACGAGAGAUCGACCCCAACAUCGCCCUGACCCUCCAAGUCGACGAUGCUGAUGCAGUCUGGUCGGCUACCGUAACCCAAGGGAAAAAGGGCGGCCAACCAAACAACACUGAAUCGGGCGAGAGCAUCUCUCGUCAAUAUGUGAUUGCCUCGCGCUCGUCAGAAGCAGACAAAGAGGUCUCUGAAGUCCUGGCAGUCGAGGGCCAAGAGCUCAAGCCCUUCAAGGCCCCUGAAUUCAACCCCAAUGAAGACCACACCAUCGAUAUUGGCCCUCUUGCAGGCAGUACCCGUCUCGUGCAAGUUCUUCGAAAUGAAGUUCGCAGUUACGACAUUGAUUUGGGACUGGCUCAGAUCUAUCCCAUAUGGGACGAAGACACCGAUGAAGAAAGACUAGCGGUCAGCGCAAGCUUUGCCGAUCCCUAUCUUGCGAUCCUGCGAGAUGAUGCCUCUCUUUUGCUUCUUCAAGCAGAUGACAGUGGUGACCUUGAUGAAGUUUCUCUCCCUGAUGACCUUUCUAGUCUCAAGUGGCGCUCCGCUUGUCUUUAUCGGGACAAUGAACAAGUCUUUAGUUCAUCAGACUCCAAAUCGACUGACACUGCCGAUGAAAACAUCAUUUUGUUCCUACUGAGCACCGACUACAAACUUUCGAUAUUCAACCUCGCAGACAUGAAAGUGUUGUCAAUUAUUGAUGGCCUCGACUGCUUGCAAACCGUGUUAUCGACUGAACCUCCUCGCCGAUCCCACACGCGAGAGGCCCUCAAGGAAGCCCUUGUUGCCGACCUUGGCGAUCGCUGGACCAAAUCGCCAUAUCUGAUUGUCCGGACGGACAAUGACGAGCUCAUCAUUUACAAGACGGUUGUCACUUUGCCAGAGGCUGAAAGCAAAUCUCCCAAGGGAAUCCGGUUCCACAGAGAGUCCAAUCACAGUCUGUCCAAUGCAGCUUCAGGCACAACAUCAGAGUUAUAUAUGCAGCAACGAGCAAGACCGCUGCGAGUCUUACAAAAUGUCUCUGGAUUCAGCACGGUCUUUUUGCCCGGAAGCUCCGCAGGAUUUAUUCUGCGAACCGCAGCAAGCUCUCCCCAUCUGGUGCGCCUUCGCGGCGAAUUCACCCAAUGGCUAAGCGAGUUUGAUUCUGCCGCCUCCGGCUGCGAAAAUGGAUUCAUCUAUGUCGAUUCCGAGAGUACCAUCCGAGCCUGUCAAUUCUCUCCGAAUACUCUACUCGACCACCCGUGGACACUGCGCAAGAUCCCAUUGGACGAGCAAGUUGACUACCUGACAUAUUCAACAUCAUCUGAAACCUACGUGGUUGGUACCAGUCACAAUGUGGAAUUCAAAUUACCAGAUAACGACGAGUUGCACCCGGAAUGGCGCAACGAGGGAAUUACCUUUUGCCCCGAGGUUCCGCAGAGCUCGAUCAAGGUGAUCAGCCCAAAGACCUGGACCGUCAUCGACGAGUAUCCCCUAGAAAUUGCAGAGCAUGUGACGGCCGUGCAGAAUGUGAACAUGGAAGUUUCCGAGAAUACACAUGAACGGAAGGAUCUGAUUGUUGUCGGCACUGCUAUCACAAAGGGCGAAGACAUUCCCCCGCGUGGGUGCAUCUACGUCUUCGACGUGAUCGAUGUGGUCCCAGACCCAGAGAAGCCCGAGACAGGGCGUAAACUCAAGCUGAUCGGCAAGGAGACGGUCAAGGGUGCAGUGACUGCUCUAUCUGGAAUCGGUGGACAGGGCUUUGUGAUUGUCGCGCAGGGGCAGAAGUGCAUGGUACGCGGUCUGAAGGAAGAUGGCAGUCUUCUUCCCGUGGCAUUCAUGGACAUGUCAUGUUACGUGUCUGUCGCGAAGGAGCUCAAAGGCACGGGCAUGUGUCUAUUGGGUGAUGCGGUCAAGGGGAUUUGGUUUGCAGGUUACUCGGAGGAACCCUACAGAAUGACAAUCUUCGGCAAAGACCUCGAGUACUUGGAGGUAGUCACAGCUGAAUUCCUCCCGGACGGAAACAAAUUGUACAUUCUCGUCGCCGACAGCGAUUGCAACCUCCAUGUGCUACAGUACGACCCCGAAGACCCCAAAUCCUCCAACGGCGACCGCCUCCUCCACCGCAGCAAAUUCUACACCGGCAACUUCGCCACCCAAAUGGCUCUCCUCCCACGCACACCCGUCCCAACCGAACAACUCGCACCCACAGACGACAACAUGGACCUAGACACUAACAUAUCAGCGCACCAAGUGCUCAUCGCCUCCCAAAACGGAUCUCUAGCGCUCGUAACCAGUGUCUCGGAAGAAUCCUACCGAAGACUCUCAGCGCUCCAGUCCCAACUAAUCAAUACAAUCGAGCACCCCGGCGGUCUGAACCCGCGGGCCUUCCGGGCCGUGGAGAGCGAUGGAACUGGUGGGCGGGGUAUGGUGGAUGGGAAUUUGCUCAGGUUGUGGCUGAAUCUGGGGAAGCAGCGGCAGGCGGAGAUUGCGGGAAGAGUUGGGGCGUCGGAGUGGGAGAUUCGGGGGGAUUUGGAGAGUAUUGGUGGUGAUGGGUUGGGGUAUUUGUGAGGGAUGGAAGGGGAAAUAAUGGGCGUUAGUAUUACUAUCUAUUGAGUAGACUAUAGUAUAUUAGUCUUAUCAAAAGUAAGGGGUUUUAUACUUGGUGAAGUUAUUGACAAA